Molecule: messenger RNA, 1173 nt
Organism: Cervus elaphus (red deer)
Lineage: Eukaryota; Metazoa; Chordata; Mammalia; Artiodactyla; Cervidae
Product: proline-rich protein 2-like
Exons: 6
Coding region: 1-1173 (390 amino acids)
Source: RefSeq, a predicted model, not a curated record
AUGAGCAGGAUGGGCCACACACACUCCCGGCCCGGCUGUGCCCCGCCCCCACCCUGUGACUCGCCGCGGCAUCCGCUGCUCAUGGCACUGCCCCCCCCCACACACACUGGCAGCUGUCACCCAGACUCUGCUGGGCUGGUGCCCACCCCCGCCCACCCCCGGGCCCUCUCUCCCACUUGCCUGGGGACGAGACGGUGCCGCGUGCAGGUCCCCGAGGACCCUGAACAGGCGGGCGCCCCCGGCCUCCCCUCCCCAGCUCCCGCCCAGAGUGCCCAGCCCGCUCCAGGCCCUGGUGGGGCUCCUCCACAGGGCCUACUGAGCCCCCCACCUCACGGCCACAAGCAGGUGGCACGUGUGGCCACCGUCCUCGUGGACUGUGAGCGUUUCCUGGGCAGCCAAUGGCUGGGCGAGCCUGUGUCCCUUCAGGGCUGCAGAUUUGACUUCCUGCAGCGGGGCCAGAGUCUGUUCAUGCCGCCUGGCCCUGGGACAGUCGGCUUUUCGCUUCUUUUCACUGAGGUGUCGGUCCUCACAGCGGCAGCUUUCCACACUCGGGAUUCCCCGCUCGGGAUUCCCCGCAGGGACCUUGCUGGGCCUCCUGCGGGCUGGCCCACCAGACCCAACCUUGGGGUUGUGCCAGGCCCGGGUUUGGGGCACACGAGAGACAGCGUCAGGAUGGGAGGGAGCAAGGCGGGGCCUCCCGUCCACAGGCCGCUGUUCACAGGCCCCUCCCGCCACCCCCUGGUCCCCAGCAGAAGGGUGGCACCUCUCCACCCGCGCCUGAGGGUGCCCUGGGUCUCUGACCACAGGAAGCCAUCGCCCGUACCGUGUUGCCGGCCGGGCCUCAGGAACCAGCCCGUCUUGUCCGGGCCCCUGCACUCUCUGCUGGUCGGGGUCUUCUCGGCCCUCGGGGCCCCCCACCCCCACCGCACCCCCGGUGUCCACUCCGCUGUGUGUCUGAGAUCUCCGAGCUUCUCCGGCGGACCAAAAGCAGACUCCGUUUCACUGCCCGCUGGGGCCGUGCUGUCCGCCUCCGUCCCCCAUUCCUGGGCGCCCAGUGGAGGCCGGGGCCCCCCUGGGAGGCAGCCGUCACGCCGGGACCCCAGCGCCCGGAGGCCCGUUGGCGACCGCCGGGAGACCUUCCCGCUGGGGAGCGCGCUCAGCCAGUUACGCUAG